Messenger RNA from Thlaspi arvense, 828 nucleotides. NCBI's taxonomy places the organism in Eukaryota, Viridiplantae, Streptophyta, Magnoliopsida, Brassicales, Brassicaceae. The record is from the annotation of a GenBank genome assembly.
AUGAUACACGGAGGAAGUGAAACAUUUCUCCGAGAUGUGCUUGAAAGUAUACUGAAAACGUAUUUGAGGAAGAAUCCGAUGGCGAAGACAGUAUGGGAACUAGUUCAGUCGGUGGACAACGAAAAGAUCUCAUACGACCAUUUCUUUUUCAGAACAUUCAAGGUCGAUGGAUACGGAAUAGAAUCCUUGUCGAGUUUUUUCAUGGAUUAUGGAUAUACAAUUGGAGGCAAACUUGAUUUUCCAAAGAAGAAGGUACAUGUUCACUGGCUUUCUCCUCCGGAUGUUCACGUCCCCGGUGAUGGUCUCGGUCUAGGCAACGGUCCUUUACCACGAAUUGUUAUAGCAGAGCUUCUUGUGGACGAACUGAGCCCUGAAUCACAGGAGAUAAUAAGGAAGUAUUUGAAACCUCAAGGUGGUAAGCAAGCAGUUCUUUCAAGUACCAUGGGGUCUUUAAUUUGGGAUAAGCCAACAUCCACCGACUUCAAUCAUCUUGCCAAAUCAAAGAAUUUCAUAGGCGUGAGGGCCUCGAGCAGGCUAGCGCCUAUCACAUAAUGGAAAGCACCCGUUUCACAGCACAAGCAUAGAACCAGACUUUGUCUUGUUCGGCUCACUAUGUCACAUAUGUGUGUAUCUUUAAAUGUUAGUAUGUUAUCUGGACCAUUUGUGUGCAAGAUCCUUUAUUAUAAAGUAAUGAUAAAUAAUGGAACUUGUGGUGUUUUUCAUUUUCCAAAUAUAUAUAAUCAUUUGUGUGAAUGAUAUUUAGUGUAUGUUCUAAUUUACUUGGGUUUUAUUUAUUCAUCCAAUACAAAAGCUCUUUUUCUUCUUCUA